CCUCAAGUGACAUCACCUCCACCAUAUUUAAUGCAAUAUGCACAACAAUCUGCUUUCAACUUACUUUUCAUGUUUGCACCGCGCAGUAAAUGGACUGUGACGUGUACUGUAAAUGUGUGGCGCUUUCGUUGCUGAAUCGUAUUUCUUCAUCGUUUUCCCUCCCUAUUAUUGUCCCGAGUCCCGGUGCCUUUUUAUUCAGCCUCAGCCUGCAUCUCUCUCAAACACACACGCGCGUGCAACCAACUCACGCUCCGCCUUUAAUUCCGCCAACUCCAGGAUCAGCGCGCAUCAUCGCAGAGGGAGAAGGAUAGAGACCUAGUGGGAGUCAGUCCGUGUGCGCGACGGAGAGUUAACUACUGUCAAAGCCGAUUACAGCUUAUCGGGUGUGUGGUUCCGUCCCCGUGCCCCGCUCUUCUCCUUGUUAGGUGCCGUUUUUCUUUCCAGCGACGUGCAUGGAUUUAUUCUAGCGCUCGUGGGACGAUGAGUUGCUCCGCAGACGCGCUUCCCACCGCGCAGCAACUUUCCCGUGCGUCACGGCGCCGCUGAGCCGCGCGUCUCUCUUCUGGGAAACUUUACGCGCGUCCAUGGCGCCCACGGGCUCGCAGUGACAACUCCGGCUGCCUCCUCGCUCCCCAACCGCGCGGCGAGAUGCAGAAGAGCGUCCGCUACAACGAAGGGCACGCGCUGUUCCUGUCGGCGGUGGCGCGUAAAGAGGGCACCAAGCGCGGCUACCUGAGCAAGAAGACCGCGGAGAACAGCCGGUGGCACGACAAGUUCUUCGCCCUCUACCAGAACAUACUGUUCUACUUCGAGAACGAGCAGAGCGCGCGACCCGCCGGGAUUUACCUGUUGGAAGGAUGCACCUGCGAGCGCGUGCCGGCGCCCAAGAUGUCCACCGCGGGGAAGGAAGCGCUGGAGAAACAGCACUACUUCCUCGUGGUGUUUGGCCACGAUGGACAGAAGCCGCUGGAGCUGCGGACGGAGGAGGAGAGUGAGUGCGACGAAUGGGUGGAGGCCAUCCAGCAGGCCAGUUAUUCCGACAUCAUCAUCGAACGGGAGGUGCUGAUGCAGAAAUACAUCCACCUCAUACAGAUAGUGGAGACGGAGAAGGUGGCCGCCAAUCAGCUGCGCACCCAGCUGGAGGACCAGGACACGGAGAUCGAGAGGCUCAAAGCGGAGAUUAUAGCUUUGAACAAAACCAAGGAGCGAAUGCGGCCUUAUCACGUCCACCACGAACGCGAAGACCCGGACAUCAAAAGAUCAAGAAAGGUGCAGAGCUUCAUGCGCGGCUGGCUUUGUCGGAGGAAGUGGAAGAUCAUUGUUCAGGACUACAUCUGCUCGCCUCACGCCGAGAGCAUGAGAAAGAGGAACCAGAUCGUCUUCAACAUGGUGGAGGCCGAGACCGAGUACGUCCACCAGCUCUACAUCCUGGUCAACUGCUUCCUCAGACCUCUGCGUAUGGCGGCCAGCUCCAAGAAGCCGCCCAUCAGCCACGACGACGUCAGCAGCAUUUUCCUCAACAGCGAGACCAUCAUGUUCCUACACGAGAUUUUCCACCAAGGCCUGAAGGCGAGAAUAGCCAACUGGCCAACUCUGGUGCUGGCCGACCUGUUCGACAUCCUGCUGCCGAUGCUCAACAUCUACCAGGAGUUUGUGCGGAACCACCAGUACAGUCUGCAGGUUCUGGCCAACUGCAAACAGAACCGCGACUUCGACAAGCUGCUGAAGCAGUACGAGUCCAACGCGGCGUGCGAGGGCCGCAUGCUGGAGACCUUCCUCACGUACCCCAUGUUCCAGAUCCCCCGUUACAUCAUCACCCUGCACGAGCUGCUGGCUCACACGCCCCACGAGCACGUGGAGCGCAAGAGCCUGGAGUUCGCCAAGUCCAAACUAGAGGAGCUGUCCAGAGUGAUGCACGACGAAGUGAGCGACACGGAGAACAUCCGGAAGAACCUGGCCAUAGAGCGGAUGAUAGUGGAGGGCUGCGACAUCCUGCUCGACACCAGCCAGACCUUCGUCAGACAGGGCUCCCUGAUCCAGCUGCCGUCGGUGGAGCGCGGUAAGCUGAGCAAGGUCCGCCUGGGCUCCCUGUCCCUGAAGAAGGAGGGCGAGCGCCAGUGCUUCCUCUUCACCAAGCACUUCCUGGUCUGCACGCGCAGCUCCGGGGGGAAACUGCACCUGCUCAAGGUGAGAGCGUCAGCUCGGUGCUAGUUUCACCGGCGUCCG
This is a messenger RNA of Betta splendens (Siamese fighting fish), 2226 nucleotides long. RefSeq names its product ras-specific guanine nucleotide-releasing factor 2. The transcript has 11 exons. Gene Ontology annotation, molecular function: protein binding; guanyl-nucleotide exchange factor activity. The record is from RefSeq and is a predicted model, not a curated record. The coding region runs from base 649 to 2211 and encodes 520 amino acids. NCBI's taxonomy places the organism in Eukaryota, Metazoa, Chordata, Actinopteri, Anabantiformes, Osphronemidae.